AUGGGUGGUGCGGCUAAAAACCGUCGUGCAAAAAAAAUAAAACUACAACAAGUCGCCCAAGAAUCAAAAAUAAUUACUGCAUUUUUUAAUAAACAAACAAAACCUGAACCAAUUGAUGCACAAUUAAUACAACAACCUGCAGUUGUAUUACAGUUGGAAAAAUUAAUCGAAGAACAAGAAUAUUCAGUUGAUUAUCCUGAUGAUCACGAUAGAUCUGUUAGUUUGAAUAUUGAACAACCAGUUCCAUUUACAAAUGAAGAUGAUACAAAUGAUACAAUGGACAAUAUGGAUGUAGUGCCAAGAUCAGCAGUUGAUGUUUUUAUUCCUACAAUUGAAAAACAACACAUGUGUGAUCCAGUUCAAUUGCCUACAAAUGCAUUUCAAGAAAAUUAUGAUAUUUCUUUAUCAAAAAAUGAUGAACUAGUUCAGCCAGAAAUGUUAUUCCCUGCUACCAAUGGUCGACGAUUUACAAGUAGACAUUAUAAAGUUUACAACUGGAUAGAGUAUUCUGUAUCAAAAGAUGAAAUUUUCUGUUUUUCAUGCCUUCAUUUUUCUGCCAACAUCAUAGCCUCUGGAAAAACUGCAGGUAAUUUAUGUUUUGUUAAUUAUGGUUCAAAAUGUAAAAAUUGGAAGGAACAAACCUUAUCUUUGAACAAUCAUCAGAGAUGUAAGACUCAUGUUAUCUGUGUACAGCGUUGGAACGAUUAUCUUCUAGUUCAAAAAAACCAUUCACUAUCUAUCGCUAAUCAAGUUAAUAACGUACGACAACGAAAUAUUAUUGAAAAUAGAGAACACUUAAAAUUCUUACUUAAGGCGGCACUUUUUCUGUCAAAACAGGGUUUAGCAUUUCGUGGACAUAAUGAGUCUGAUAUUUCUAAAAACAAAGGGAAUUUAUUAGAAAUUUAA
Molecule: messenger RNA, 906 nt
Organism: Metopolophium dirhodum (rose-grain aphid)
Lineage: Eukaryota; Metazoa; Arthropoda; Insecta; Hemiptera; Aphididae
Product: zinc finger MYM-type protein 5-like
Exons: 5
Coding region: 1-906 (301 amino acids)
Source: RefSeq, a predicted model, not a curated record